UAAUAGUUGCAACACGCAAGAAGUUCAAAAUUUUAUUAAUAACAUUAAAAAGAAUGAGGAAAAUGUGGAAGUCUACAGUGGCAUGGAAGCAGAAGAAAUUUAUGACAAUGAUCAGGUCAGAAAACGACUUAAAAAGGACGUUGUAACCGAUGAAGAAAUUGCAUCCGAUGCAUUCACAAAUGAAAAUGCAAAUGAUAUCUCGAAUGUCUUCGAUAUUGAUGAUAAUCAAAUGCGUGAGUUGGCUAUUGAGGAUGAUCUUGAAACAUCGAUAAACGAAGGAGAGGAUAGCCUUGUGAACGACCGUGCGGACGGCGCUGAACAUGAUCAGGAAAGAUGGAUUCUUUCCACAAGGAAAGAUGUCUAUAAGACUUUAAAUGAUUACAAGAGAACAAAAGUUAGAGCGACAAAGGCGCAUUUAUAUCCCACGUAUUUUGGGAUUCUUGAUUUAACUGGUGAUGAUCCAGAAGUUAGAGAGUUAUUCACCAACGAAGAAUGGACCGAAAUUCAGGAAGACUUCAAACUUAUAGCGAAGCUUAUGGAAAUGGAUGCAACGGAGAAGAUGGUGCUAUAUGAGUUGUUCAAUAAAGUUGAAGAGGAAUGUAGAAUUAAGGGUCACCCAAAAAUAAAUGUUAUACGAAGAACAAUACAGACUUAUUCCUACAACCUAGAUAGGAUCAAAAAUUCUAUGUCCGAAGGCUCUUUCUCGAGUAAUUUUACUAACAUGAUGACGAAAGGAAUAAUCACAUACGAUCAGAAAUUUAAUUAUGACGAAAGUGAAAUCCAGAGUCUUGCGUCAGCUAUGAUCGCAAAUCUAAAUAAAAAGCCACUCGUAAGAUCAUUAAUCGGACAACGUUGUGAUUUCCGAAUCACCUGUGAUGGCUAUGAAGCAGUAAUUGGGCUGCGAUCAGGAGGGUUAUCAGAAGCCUGCAAUUCGAAAAAAUGGGGUGACAAGGUUGAUCUUAUGGUUGCCAUGAGAGAUGUUCUACUUAAAGAAGCAAUCGAAAACAACGGAGUAGAGUGUAGAGACUUUAGAAAAUUAUAUACGCUUGGCGUACAUACAUACGGUAAGGCUUGUAUUAUGGACUUUGUGUGUAUGAAAACAUUGGUUUCUGAGGAAUUUUGUGGGACAUUAGGUUAUCAUUACAACUUGUAUGCAUUGGAUUGGAGAGCCAAAGGUCUAUGGCGUUUAGGCCUUUUGAAGAAGAUAAGCCUACCUCAAUCUAACGACCAACUAUUAAUGAUAGAAAAAUUGACAACAUUACUUUUGCGAAUUGAGUCAACAUUAAAAUACAUUAUGUCAAUAAGAAACGAACUAGCAGUAAAGGCAUCACGGUUGUAUCGAAACCGACGGAGUUCAACAUUUCCUAAACCAUACACAUUUACUGAGAAAAAGCGUGUAAAACGCACGCGUGUUCGAAAAAAUGAUUAA
Dentiscutata erythropus is the source of this 1429-nucleotide messenger RNA. Lineage: Eukaryota; Fungi; Glomeromycota; Glomeromycetes; Diversisporales; Gigasporaceae. The record is from the annotation of a GenBank genome assembly.